Messenger RNA from Nothoprocta perdicaria, 527 nucleotides. It is a transcript of the gene SNRPF, whose product is annotated as small nuclear ribonucleoprotein polypeptide F. Bases 1 to 282 code for a protein of 93 amino acids. The record is from RefSeq and is a predicted model, not a curated record. The transcript has 4 exons. Lineage: Eukaryota; Metazoa; Chordata; Aves; Tinamiformes; Tinamidae. Gene Ontology annotation, molecular function: RNA binding. Gene Ontology annotation, cellular component: catalytic step 2 spliceosome; U1 snRNP. Gene Ontology annotation, biological process: mRNA splicing, via spliceosome; spliceosomal snRNP assembly.
AUGAAGCUUAUUCGCCUCCAGUCAAGCCUGCCGCUGAACCCCAAGCCCUUCCUGAACGGGCUCACGGGGAAGCCGGUGAUGGUGAAGCUCAAGUGGGGCAUGGAGUACAAGGGCUACCUCGUCUCCGUGGACGGCUACAUGAACAUGCAGCUCGCCAACACGGAGGAGUACAUCGACGGCGCGCUGUCCGGGCACCUCGGCGAGGUGCUCAUCAGGUGCAAUAACGUUUUGUACAUCAGAGGUGUGGAAGAAGAGGAAGAAGAUGGAGAAAUGCGGGAAUAGGUGUUUUGUAUGUCUGAAAAUAAACUUUUUUUUUUUUUGGUCUUUUUUUAUUUUCCACAACUUCGUUGUACUGUGUUUACUUGUUCUACAUAUGGGGAAGGCUAACACUUAAAUCAUUUCUAAUAACUUAAUGACAUCUAAACAACUAAUGCUGGAGAAAGGGAAUAAUACUGCAACCUAAAAUUGGAAAAAUUAGCAUGGAAUGGGAGAUGAACUCCCCACCUUGUGUGCAUGGGUUUUGUUCC